This is a messenger RNA of Chaetomium fimeti, 1760 nucleotides long. RefSeq lists its product as uncharacterized. Gene Ontology annotation, cellular component: mitochondrial outer membrane. The transcript has 4 exons. Bases 100 to 1629 code for a protein of 509 amino acids. Gene Ontology annotation, biological process: L-tryptophan catabolic process; quinolinate biosynthetic process. The record is from RefSeq and is a predicted model, not a curated record. Gene Ontology annotation, molecular function: kynurenine 3-monooxygenase activity; FAD binding. NCBI's taxonomy places the organism in Eukaryota, Fungi, Ascomycota, Sordariomycetes, Sordariales, Chaetomiaceae.
GUGCCCCAGCACCCUUGAGUCUCAUUGAGAAGCUGGAACCAACCGAAAUUCAAACAGUUUCUCAAUCUCACCUUUUUCAACACCAAGUGAGAAAUCGCAAUGGAAAAGAAGCAGAAAGUUGUUGUAAUUGGGGCCGGCCCGGUUGGCUCACUCGCGGCAUUAUAUGCUGCAAACCGAGGUGACGAUGUUGAAAUCUACGAGCUUCGGAGUGAUCUCCGAGAUCCCUCAACAACACCACUUAAUUUCACCAAAUCCAUCAAUUUGGCCCUGUCGGAGCGUGGCAUCAACGCCAUGCGCCAUGCCAACCAACCAAAGCUCAUCGAACAUGUCAUGGGAGCCACCAUCCCAAUGCGCGGCCGCAUGAUCCACGGAAAGCGCGCAAACGGCGAUCUGUUUGAAGAAUCCCAAAAUUAUGACGUGUACGGGCGGUCCAUCCUCGCCGUCGACCGUGGCCGUCUCAACGAGCGGCUCCUCGACAUUUUGGAGGCGAUGCCAAACGUCACCUUUUUCUUCAACCACAAACUUACAGGGGCAGAUUUCCGGAAAAACAAAGCUUGGUUCGAAGUGCGGGACAACGGCGGUGCAAGUCAGGGGAAGCAGACCCGCGAGGUCGAGGUUGAGUUCGACCUGAUGAUUGGCGCUGAUGGCGCUCAUUCUGCUGUCAGGUACCAUAUGAUGAAGUACACACGUAUGGAUUACGAGCAAGUGUACAUCGACACCAUGUGGUGCGAGUUCCAGAUCCAGCCUAAGACAGCCGCGCCCGAUGCCGAGUUGGACUCCAAGUUUUCGAUAUCCCCCAACCACUUACACAUCUGGCCCGGAAAAGAGUUCAUGUUUAUUGCCAUUCCCAGCGAUGAUGGGUCUUUCACCUGCACCCUCUUCGCUCCCGCCUCGCUCUACGAACAUCUCGAAUCCGACCGCACCGGCUCCCUCAUCCCACCCUUCUUCGACAAGUAUUUCCCCGGCGUAACCACCCUCAUCCCGCCGGCCGAUCUGAUCGACUCCUUCCACCGCAACCCCCACCUCCCGCUCAUCAGCAUCAAGUGCAAGCCCCACCACCACGGCUCCUCAGUCGUCAUCCUCGGCGACGCGGCGCACGCCAUGGUGCCCUUCUACGGGCAGGGGAUGAACGCCGGGCUGGAGGACGUGCGCAUCCUGUUCGACAUACUCGACAAGCACGCGCGCAUGGACGAGCUGAGCGCGGGCGCGGACCGAUCGGCGUCGCGCGCGCGUGCCCUCGCCGAGUACACGGCCGUGCGGGUCCCCGACGCCCACGCCAUCAACGACCUGGCCCUGCAGAACUACGUCGAGAUGCGCGCGUCGGUGCUGUCCCCUCUCUACCGCCUGCGCAAGUUCCUCGAGGAGGCCCUGUCCAAGUAUGUGCCGUCGCUCGGCUGGCAGACCAAGUACGCCCGCGUCUCGUUCGGGAACGAGCGGUACUCGGAUGUCGUGGCCAAGAGCGAGCACCAGGGCAAGAUGUUGGUGCGCGGUUUUGUUGGCAUGGUGGGACUGCCUCUCCUGGCUGGCGGGAUGGUUUUGUUGUUGCGGUAUAGGAGGUCUGUGGAUGUGGGUUUGAGGGCGGCGUUUGGGUCGGUGGACUCGAUCGUGGAACUGAUGACGAUGAAUUAGCAAGAUUGCGGGCGUGUUUGGACAUUGGGUUGGUGUAUGGAUGCCGUAUUGCUUGUUUUAGAUGGGAAGUGUAUUACCGUAAUCUUGUAUCCGGGUCAUGAAUUGAUGCUGCUGAUUGAUUUGAGGUAUAG